Pseudophryne corroboree (corroboree frog) is the source of this 684-nucleotide messenger RNA. RefSeq names its product putative olfactory receptor 2B3. Lineage: Eukaryota; Metazoa; Chordata; Amphibia; Anura; Myobatrachidae. The record is from RefSeq and is a predicted model, not a curated record. The transcript has a single exon. Gene Ontology annotation, molecular function: olfactory receptor activity. Bases 1 to 684 code for a protein of 227 amino acids. Gene Ontology annotation, biological process: G protein-coupled receptor signaling pathway; detection of chemical stimulus involved in sensory perception of smell. Gene Ontology annotation, cellular component: plasma membrane.
AUGUCUAGAUCUCUGCUAUUCAUCUACUACUGUGCAGAGGAUGUUGGAAGAUUGGAUAUCAGUAAAGAAAACUAUCUCUAUGCUGAGUGUGCGACACACUUGUAUGUUGCUCUCUCCUUAAGGAAAAAAGAGAGCAAUCUGCUUGCUGUUAUGGCUUAUGACCGUUACGUAGCUGUAUGUUAUCCAUUACAUUAUACUACAUUCAUGAAUAAGAUGGUUUGUGUGAGAUUAGCCAUCGGUACAUGGAUAUGUGGGUUUCUUCUCUCUAUUUGCCAUGUUGCUCUAACACUCAAUGUAAAUCGUGGUGGCAAUAAUGAAAUUAAUAAUUUUUUCAGUGAAGUUCCAGAAAUGUUAUCACUGGGUUGCGAAAAUAUUUUGCUUAUUGAAUCAGUCGUUUAUAUUGUGGGUGUGAUUAUUAUCAUAGCACCAGUGACAUUUAUUGCAAUAUCUUAUUCUCAAAUUAUUUUAACCAUUUUAAAAAUUAAAUCUUUUGCCGGGCAGCGGAAAGUGUUCUCCACCUGUGGCUCUCACAUGAUAGUUGUGAUAAUGUUUUAUGGCUCAUGUAUGGCUGCUUACUUGAAACCUAGGUCAAUUUCUGUAGGGGGAACAGACAAAUUAAUCUCUAUAUUUUAUAUCAUUCUUACACCAAUGCUGAACCCCAUUGAUUUAUACUCUAAGGAAUAA